Ostrea edulis (European flat oyster) is the source of this 646-nucleotide messenger RNA. RefSeq names its product heavy metal-binding protein HIP-like. The record is from RefSeq and is a predicted model, not a curated record. The transcript is spliced from 3 exons. Gene Ontology annotation, molecular function: protein binding. Lineage: Eukaryota; Metazoa; Mollusca; Bivalvia; Ostreida; Ostreidae. Bases 63 to 620 code for a protein of 185 amino acids.
AUCUCCUGUAUAUAGCUACAGUGUAUAGUGUAAGACAAUAGGCAGAAAUAUCGCUAUCCAACAUGGUUCCAAUUGUUAUGCUCAGGGCAACAUUAGUCUUAAUGGUUAUGUUGACUGAACUGUACGCAAAAGAAAGCACACAGGACUUCAUCAGUAAAUACAACAAGUACAACACCGUCUGUCGAGGAAUGGGAUACGAAAGAAAAAGUUGCAAAGGGAGAUUUCAUGGGGCCAUUGCUUUCCAUGCUCGAACUUCAUCCGUUCUUCAAAAUCUCGGUAGCUAUGCUGCUGUUGUAUUUGGGAAAGUAACUCUAAACUCUGGAUCCGCCUAUAACGGUAAAACAGGAAUAUUCACAGCACCAACAGAUGGCAUCUACUCCUUCACAUGGACUAUUUUGACGACGGAUGGGUCAUAUUUUAACACAGAAAUUGUCAUCAAUGGAAAUCUAGUUGGCUAUAAUUAUGCUGACGGUAAAACUGGCAGUUCCCAUCAUGAAUCUUCCUCAGCAACAGCAGUGAUUAGAAUGAAGAAGAAGGACAGAGUCUGGAUAAGGACACAUGAUAAAGAAGGGAAAUAUGCAUACCCGAUCUGGUCGUCAUUCUCUGGGUUUCAAUUGUAAAUAAAAAAAAAUGCUUGGUAAAAAUA